AUGGCUACCUCAACUGGGACUUACAAUGAAGUGAAUUGUAAUAAUAAUAAGAAGUUGCAGGGUUCUUACAAUGGAAGCUCUGUAAAUGGAGAGUGGGGUGUGCCAACUUUCCAGCACCAGCAGACCAUUUCUAUGGAUUGGAGUCCUGAGGAGCAAGCCCUAUUGGAGGAGGGUUUGUGCAAAUAUGCCUCUGAGACGAGCAUUAUUCGAUACGCAAAGAUCGCUGUCCAGCUAAGAAAUAAAACCGUGCGCGACGUGGCAUUGCGCUGUAGAUGGAUGACCAAGAAAGAAAUUAGCAAGAGAAGGAAAGAGGACUUCAAUGCUAGGAAAAUCAAAGACAGAAAGGAAAAGGGUAUCGAUUCUUUGGCAAAGCCUGUUCGUUUAGGGGUCCAAUCGUCGGGUUUAUCUCAUGCUCCUCCUGGAUUGGUUUCUAAAUUCAAUGAUGACGUUAUCUCGUACAAUGAUGCAGGCGGGGCUGCUCGUCAGCUGCUGCAGCAAAAUGCUUGGGUUUUUAAACAGAUAUCCACAAAUCUUGCCACUCAUCAGAUACAUGAAAACAUUUGUCUUCUAAGUCGAGCUCGAGACAACAUAUUCAAAGUAUUGAUCAACUUGAACGACAUGGGCCCCACGAUGAGGAAAAUGCCCCCGCUUCCUAAGACCGACCACCGCGCCACCGUCUGCCACCGGCGCCAUCAACACCGCGACUUCUGUCCAUCAUGCCCCCCGGAGACGCCCGCCAUCAUCUACGGACUAAGCUCCACUGCAGAAUCUGCUCACAUUUCGGGCCAAAACACCACCACCAGUCCACCGCGCCGCCUUCUACCACAGAGAUGGCAACCAUCAGAAACACCGCCGUUGCCGCCCAUCGUGGCCACCGGAGGCGUCCGCAGUUUGGCAUUCGCCCCAAGCUUCACGUCGGCCUCCUCUAGCAACCACCAAAUCGCUGCGACAAAGCCAGACGAUUCCAUCGCCGCCAACACCAGGAAAGCUUUUGCCAUAGCCCGCAAUCGUCGCCGGUCACAACAUGCUCCGUCGGGAUGUUGA
Molecule: messenger RNA, 1044 nt
Organism: Striga hermonthica
Lineage: Eukaryota; Viridiplantae; Streptophyta; Magnoliopsida; Lamiales; Orobanchaceae
Source: the annotation of a GenBank genome assembly